Meriones unguiculatus (Mongolian gerbil) is the source of this 1224-nucleotide messenger RNA. RefSeq names its product serine protease 40-like. The record is from RefSeq and is a predicted model, not a curated record. Bases 1 to 1224 code for a protein of 407 amino acids. Lineage: Eukaryota; Metazoa; Chordata; Mammalia; Rodentia; Muridae. Gene Ontology annotation, molecular function: serine-type endopeptidase activity. The transcript is spliced from 5 exons. Gene Ontology annotation, biological process: proteolysis.
AUGUGGGGCGCUAGGGCCCAGAAAUCAGGCCCGGGAAGGGGCGGAGCGUACCUGCUGGCUACUUUCCUAUUCUGUUUCAGCCUCUUGUCACUAAGUACCGAGAACCGAGCGACCACAGAAAGACCCAUAAUCAAGUUGGACGGCAAGUCCAUACCAGAAUAUCAAAAUAUAAAGUUGGAAGAUCGGGAAGAGAGGCUGCUGAGUCCCCUGGGUCCUGCUGAUGCUAACACUUGGGGCACCAAGCACAUGCAUCCUGAAUGCAGGUGCCUCGCGGCUGCGAUUGUCUCCACAGUAUGUGGCAAGAACAAAUUCCAAGGGAAGAUCUUUGGCGGUCAGCAGACAGGUUGCGAGAGGUGGCCGUGGCAGGCCAGUCUGCUCUUUCGUGGCAGGCACAUCUGUGGGGCAGUUCUCAUCGACAAAAACUGGUUAGUCAGCGCUGCCCACUGCUUACAAAGGUCCCGCAAACCAUCUGACUACCGGAUCCUGCUAGGGUACAGCAAGCUGAGCAGCCCUUCCAACUUCAGCCUGCAGAUGACAGUGAACUUGUUCAUCUUGCACGAGAACUAUAGCAAGUUGUACUUUCAGGGGAGUGACAUUGUCCUGAUUCAGCUUCACAGGAAAGUGGAGUACAACUCGCACAUCUCUCCCGUCUGUGUCCCGAACAGCACCUUGAAGGUGCCCGCUAAGAAGGCCUGCUGGAUAAGCGGCUGGGGCAUGCUUAGCGAAGAUAAGUUCCUGCAGUUCCCCUACCCUCUUCAGGCCGCAGAGGUCUUCGUCAUGGCUGACAGCGAGUGCGAAGCCUUUUUCCAGACUCCGGAAAUCACCACACUUCAGUAUAAAGCUAUAAGAGAUGAUAUGAUUUGUGCCGGGGACCUCACCAACGAAAAGUCCAUCUGCAGAGGAGACUCUGGAGGUCCCCUUGUCUGCUCCCUGGAGGAUGUCUGGUAUGUGAUAGGACUGGCCAGCUGGACUGCAGCAUGUCUAGAGCCAAUCUCCAGCCCCAACAUCUUCACCAAGGUCUCCUAUUUUUCCAACUGGAUCAAGAAGAAACAGGAAGAUAUGCCCGACGCUGACCCUUUCUCCGCGCCCCCUCAGGAAUCCGCCUCAGCCCUUACAGGCUGGAAGAGCCGGGAUGCCGCGACGACUAUCAAAUACAGGACCUGUACAACCCUGUUACCUUCUCAGGUCUUCCUCCUGCAAUGGAUUUGGCUCAGGAUUCUGUGA